Choloepus didactylus (southern two-toed sloth) is the source of this 4579-nucleotide messenger RNA. RefSeq names its product acylglycerol kinase (gene AGK). Bases 1631 to 2896 code for a protein of 421 amino acids. The transcript is spliced from 17 exons. Gene Ontology annotation, biological process: ceramide biosynthetic process; protein insertion into mitochondrial inner membrane. NCBI's taxonomy places the organism in Eukaryota, Metazoa, Chordata, Mammalia, Pilosa, Megalonychidae. Gene Ontology annotation, cellular component: mitochondrion; TIM22 mitochondrial import inner membrane insertion complex. The record is from RefSeq and is a predicted model, not a curated record. Gene Ontology annotation, molecular function: acylglycerol kinase activity; ATP-dependent diacylglycerol kinase activity; ceramide kinase activity.
GUGUCCUGGGUUUGAGUCCCGGACCUGCCUCUUAACUUGUGUGACCACUCCCCCUCCCCCUUUUUUUGUAAGAUGGGGCGAAUAGUAUCUGAUCCAUUGAUGGGUUGAUUGGUUUAUUCAUUCUAGGUUCUUUGGUUGGUUCUCGAGCUAGACAGAGACGGAUAGACAGAAUCUGUCCUUGCGGGGUUCACAGUGAAGUGAGAAAAUAUGCACCUAUUUCUUUGAGAAAGUUUAUAGGGGGAUUGAAUACAAUUAGAAUUUGGGAGUUCUUUGAGAAAAUGAACUGCUUUUCCAAUGAGAGAUGUUAAAUUGAACAUAUAAAAAUUUAGACUUUUAUUGAGAUCGGGCAUUUAGAAUUGUUAUUUAGAAGGAAUGCACAUUGUUAGCUGAUUUUAUGAUGAAAACUUAUGUGCUCACAGAAAAAUUUACAAAGUACAUUCACAACUGUAGAACAUUUGAUCUUGAUGGCCAAACUCGGUAAUCACAGCAGGUGGUGUUAUCUUCAUUUAACUAGUUAGGAAACAGAGGUUGAGGUUAAAUGACGUACCCAGAUUCUCACCACCAGUAAGUGAGGACUCUUGAACUAAUGCUAGGUAGCCUUCAUGUUUCCACUUUGUUUUUUAUAAAACGAGUCAUUCAUAUGAGAAAAAGGGAGUUCCACUGGGUCAGGUAUGAUCAUUAAGCAGACUUUUAUUGACUCUUAAAUUGUUCUGUAACUCUUGGCGUUCUUCUCACUCUCUACCCUCACUUUAUCUGCACUCAAAUGUUGACCUCCUUUACACCUAUGAGACCCAAAUCUGUAUCUUCACCCAGACAAUUUCAAACGACUAAAUUCACUCAUCCCCUGGGCAUUUCCACUUGGCUGCCCCCACAGGUAUCUCAAACUUGAGAUCUCCUAAACUGUACACACUGUAUUUCACAAACUUACAUUCCAAAUCUGAAUGAUUGCAAUUGCUAUCCAACGAGUUGCCCAAGCACAAAACCUGGUUUCUUUCCUCCUCUCUGAUCACCAAGUGCUGUCAAAUUCUGUUUUCUAAAGAAAUCCCAAAUCCAUCCUCUCUGUCUGCCUUGACUCUUCCUUCAUUCUUGCGCUUAGAGAUUGUGGUAAUAACUUCUUCAUGUCUCUCUUUAGCUUUUAAUCUCAGCUGCCUUCAGUCCGUUUUCCAUUCUGUGUUGUGAUCAUUCUGUUGUCUGAAUAUCAUCAUAUCACUCACUUGCUUAAAUCGCUUCGAAGUUUUUUUUUGGGGGGGUGGUGGUGGUGGUGGAAGGGUUCAUCUUCAAUGUAAUUUCUUUAGUACUGAUUCAAGGUGUUUCCUGAUUCCCACCCCACCCGACCCCCAUCCUUUAUCUGUAAAGCAGUGCUUCUCAAAGUGUGGUGCUCUGCUUGUUGAUUUAUAAAAUCAUGAGAGUACUUGUUAAACAUGAGGAUGACUAAGCCCUAUUCCAGAGUAAAUCAGAAUCUCAAGACUCAGAUGUGCCUUUGGAAUCCUUUAUGCACCAUCCUGGACUGUGUACUGGAUUCAUAAGAGGGAGGAGUGUGUGAUGUGUCUAUCUCAUUUUAUCUUUUCAUCAGUGGAUAUGAUCAUUUAAGAAAAGAGUUAUUUUUAUAGCAGCAAAUCCUUAGGAGAAGAUGACUGUGUUCUUUAAAACACUUCAAAAUCAUUGGAAGAAAACUACAGCUGGGAUCUGCCUGCUGACGUGGGGAGGUCAUUGGCUGUAUGGAAAACACUGUGAUAACCUACUAAGGAGAGCAGCCUGUCAAGAAGCUCAGGUGUUUGGCAAUCAACUCAUUCCUCCUAAUGCACAAGUGAAGAAGGCAACUGUCUUUCUCAAUCCUGCAGCUUGCAAAGGUAAAGCCAGGACUCUAUUUGAAAAAAAUGCUGCCCCAAUUUUACACUUAUCAGGCAUGGAUGUGACUGUCGUUAAGACAGAUUAUGAGGGCCAAGCCAAGAAACUGCUGGAAUUGAUGGAAAACACAGAUGUUAUCAUUGUUGCCGGAGGAGAUGGGACAUUGCAGGAGGUUGUUACUGGAGUUCUUCGACGAACAGAUGAGGCUACCUUCAGUAAGAUUCCCAUUGGAUUUAUCCCACUGGGACAGACCAGUAGUUUAAGUCAUACCCUCUUUGCUGAAAGUGGAAACAAAGUCCAACAUAUUACAGAUGCUACACUUGCCAUUGUUAAAGGAGAGACAAUACCACUUGAUGUCUUGCAGAUCAAGGGUGAAAAGGAACAACCUGUGUUUGCAAUGACUGGCCUUCGAUGGGGAUCCUUCAGAGAUGCUGGCAUCAAAGUUAGCAAGUACUGGUAUCUUGGGCCUCUGAAAACCAAAGCAGCCCACUUUUUCAGCACUCUUCAGGAGUGGCCUCAGAGUCAUCAAGCCUCUAUCUCGUACACCGGACCUACAGAGAGACCAUCCAGUGAGCCCGAAGGGACACCUCCUCGGCCUUCGUUGUACAGGAGAAUAUUGCGAAGGCUUGCAUUAUCCUGGGCACAACCACAGGAUGCCCUCUCCAAAGAGGUGAACCCGGAGGUCUGGAAAGAUGUGCAGCUGUCCACCAUUGAACUGUCCAUCACAACCCGGAACAGUCAGCUUGAGUUGACAAGCACAGAAGAUUUUAUGAACAUCUGCAUUGAACCCAACACAGUGAGCAAAGGAGACUUUAUAACUAUAGGAAGUAAAAAGGUGAGAGACCCCAAGCUGUGUCUUCAUGGUACCGAGUGUCUCCAAGCCAGCAAGUGCACUUUGCUUCUUCCUGAGGGAGAGGGGGGCUCUUUUAGCAUUGACAGUGAGGAGUAUGAAGCAAUGCCUGUGGAGGUGAAACUGCUCCCCAGGAAACUCCAGUUCUUCUGUGAUCCCAGGAAGAGAGAGCAGAUGCUGCAGAGCACCGCCCCAUGAGAGAACAGAAGCAGUGCGCUCUGAGGUUGCACUUCAGGCUACCAAUGGGACCAAAAGGGAACAAAUGCCUGGACUAUGCUAACAGUGUUUUCAGAAUAUCCCUGGGGCAUGCAUUUCCAUGGCAAGUAUCCUGCUACUCUUUCUUGAGCAGUGCUUCCCAGGGUGUGCUCUGUGCCACCUGCUUUGUCAUCAGCUUUCUGUUAGUGCAUGCUUUUAUUUUGACGUGACAGUUGAGCCCCCUUAAAUAUUGAUUUUCCUCAGGCUAGUUCAAAGAGUUCUGACAGUCAGUUAUGGAAAAGGGUUAGACCUUUGUUAUCCCCCAAAAGUACAACCACAGUUGAAACAGGAUCCUUAAAUUGUAUAAGCUCUUCCAUUCCUGUUCUGUUCUCUGGCCACCCCAGGAAUUCCAAGAGAAGUGCCUGCCCUCCCCUGGUACCUUUUCCUGUUUCUCAGCUCCCAUGGGUGCUGCUACUUUGUGAGACCAGAUUCUUAUUUAGCUCUUGUUUCAGUUCCAUCCCCAAUCUAAAAAUGGAUGUAAGGUGGUUGUCUCCUACUUGCCAUGACUGAAAAUAGUUUUAAUUAGUUUUUAAAGAAGUGAAUCUUAAAUGUUGGAUUGCAUGAAGACUACAUUGGAGAGGAGGUGCAUGUUGAAAACUGACUUAACCGGGUCCCCACCCAAACCUAAUAAUCAGGAAUGGGGCCAAGGAAUAUGCAUAUUUUAAAAAAGCAGCCACUCCCCUACCCCACAGGUGAUUCUGCAAUGGUGGUCCUCAGUCUUACUUGAAGAAGUGGUCCACAAACUGUUCUGCUCGUGUACCCCUCACCCCUAUAAAAGUAAUUUGAAAAAUUAUGUAUUCCCUUAUUUAAGUUGACAGAAAAUUUUUCAUGGUAAGUUAAAUGGUUGCCAAAGAAUGUACUUUCUGGUGUCAUGUAAAUAUUUGCAUUUAAAAAUGAAAUUAUUAUACAUCAUUCUCUUAAAUACAUCUAAUGUAAUUUAAAUACCAUAGCAAUUUGACACCCCAUUAUCCAUUUGAAGAAAUAAGUUCUUUAGUAGUUAAAAAGUUUAAAUUGGCUUUUGUCCUUGUAUAUGUAUUUCCAUACCACUUUCAGCAAAGAAUGUUAUAAUGUAAUAUAUUUUGAUGCUUGAAGUUUUUUUAAUUGAUCGUCCUAUCAUCUCACCAACAAAUAAUAUGCAGCAAUAAAUUUUUAGUUCUUGCUUUAAAUGUUAACUCAGUACAGAAUUAAUUUUAUCAUAGUUAUUGGUACACAGUUGAUGAAAACAUUGUAAGUUUUUUAUAAUUAAAAUUUAACAUUUUAUUAGAAAUGCUUUUUAUCCUAAUUAGUUCAUUUAUUCGUGAAUACAUAAAUGUUAGUUAUAGCUGAGAAUAGGAUUCACCAUCAAUCAUACUCCUUGUAUCACUUUUUAAAGCUGUAAGCACAUGAAUAAGUAGGUGGGAACAGAAAAAAUUCUGUUAAAACAAUGUCAUCUGUUCUCUGAAUUCCUUUGGAAUUCAUGGUGUCCUAUCAGCAAAAAUUUUUAAUAAUGAUAUAUCAACUAACAACUUGAUUAGGUCCUCACUUAUUUUGAUGAAACUCCCUGAUAAUGCUAAGGAUUUGUUAGCCAGUCUAUUAGAACCAUUUACUUUCAGUGCUACCAUGUAACAUUUUCCUUUCUUUCUUUGG